AUGUAUUUAUUAACAGAAACAACAACUCCAGAAAGCAACAUUGCCUGUGAUUUCGACGGAUUAUCGGCAGUACCGAACAGUCCCAAACCAAUUACAAUGACGGAUCAAGAUACACGGUAUCGUCUUGUUCUACUCGGUGCUAGUCGAACAGGAAAAUCGUCGAUAAUCAACAUGUUUUUGAACGGGAAGUUUUUGGAUACGUACAAAGAAACUGUCGAAGAUUUACACUAUCGAGAGUUCACAGUCGAUGAUAAAACUAUCAAAGUCGACAUUCUUGAUACAGCUGGUAAUAUGGAAUUUCCUGCCAUGCGCCGUUUAUCGAUAGCAACAUCACAUGCAUUCAUUCUUGUCUAUAGUGUUGAUAGCAUGUCAUCGUUCGAAGAAAUUCGUCAUAUAAUUCUACAGAUUAAAGAGCAACGCACAAACUAUGCUGAAAUUCCCAUUGUUGUUGUGGGAAACAAAACUGACCGAACAUCUGUACGCGAAGUCGAAGAACAACAUGUUCAGACAAUGCUCAGCGAGCUUGGCCCACUGCAUUGUCGUUUCACGGAGUGUACAGCAUUGGAUCGUGCGUCGACCAUCGAUAUUUUCCUCAAACUACUCAGUCUUGUUCAAUUAUCAGCAGCAAGACAACUAAGUCCUAUUCUUCGACGAAAAGUCAGUGAACGCUUGAAGAAGAAAGAAUUUGAAGACAAAAGUGACAAAAGUAUUAAUCGUAGUAGAAGUCUCAUACGACGAACAUCUAUGAAAAAGAAACCAACGUCAUCAGGAGGUGAUAAAAAUUCACCGGAAACACCUGAUUGUUUAGUUUCUUGA
Messenger RNA from Adineta ricciae, 816 nucleotides. The record is from the annotation of a GenBank genome assembly. NCBI's taxonomy places the organism in Eukaryota, Metazoa, Rotifera, Eurotatoria, Adinetida, Adinetidae.